AUGGAAAACCAAUAAUAAGUUUAAAUAUAAUAAAACACUAAUUAAAUUUAAGAAGAAAACAUAUAAAACAACACUACUAACUAAUAAACUGUACAAAUCCAAAUAUAAGAAAAACCAGAAAAAGCGAAAAUAAUUUAUAAAAGAAUUGGUGUCGAUAUACAUAUAGAUAAAGAUGAUGCAGAAAUUUUUAUUCCUAGUAAUAGAAUUGAAGUUUUAGAAGGAGUUUCUGAAAAUAAAAAUUUAACAUAAAAAUUGAAGGUUUAGAAAACUUAGUAAACUUAAGUUAUUGAAAAUUUGGAUUUUCCAAAACUUACUAUGUUAGAGUUAGGUUCUAAUAAAAUAGAAAAGAUAUAAAACUUAGAUAAACUUCCUCUUUUAUAGGAACUUUAUUUAGGUAAAAAUAGAAUCAAAUAAAUCGAAAACUUAGAACCUUUAAAAGAUUCUAUGAGUACUUUAGCUUUAACAGCAAAUAGAAUAAUUGAUAUUUCUACAGGAUUAGAAUAAUUGACUAAUUUAACUGAAUUAUAUAUUGCAGAAAAUUAUAUUUCAUAAAUAAAUGGACUUGAUAAUUUAACUAAUUUAAUAUUAUUAGAUUUAUCAAUGAAUAAAAUUACUAAGUUAGAUGGAAUUAAUAAACUAUAAAAACUUUAAGAACUCUGGUUAAAUAUAAACAAGAUCGAAAAUUUUGAUGAUUUAAAUAUUCUAAGUUAAAAUUAAUAAAUACAAACUGUAUAUUUAUAGUAAAAUCCAGUUGCAUAAUUUCCUUCUUAUCGAUAAAAACUAAUUGAGGUUUUACCUAAUAUUAGUUAAAUUGACGCUAUAUUAUUACACCUUUUAAAUUUCAAUGAAUAAAAAGAUUUAUGGUCUGAAUUAUCUUAAUUAUCUUAAAAACUUAAUACAUAGAAUGAUGGUAUUAAAUCUAUAGUAUGCAAUAAAAUUUACUAAGGCCUUGAAUUAGCCUAAACAUAUAAAUAAUUAUGUGAAAAGCAUUUCCCUGAAAUAUUGUAGUAAGUAGAUUUUAAAAACUCUUUUGAUUAAAUAAGAUAAGAAAUAAACAAAUGGGUAGAAACAUAGACAUGUAAUAAAAUUGAAAAUCUUAUACCUGAAGGAGCUAUCAAUAAUCUUACUAAAAUGGUUCUUGUAAAUGCCAUAUAUUUCAAAGGAGAGUGGGCUUCUAAAUUUGAAAAUAAAAAAACAGUUAAAGAAGUGUUCAAUUUAGAAAAUAAUGGUGGUUAAGUAUAAGUUGAUAUGAUGAAGGCUAAAAAGAAAAUUAAUUAUGGUGAAAAUAGUCAUUUUUAAUACAUUUAGUUACCUUAUAAAGGAAAUUAAUAUGCUAUGUAUAUAAUUUUGCCUACAUUAUAACGAUUUGAAUAAAAUCAUCUUAAUUAAAAUAUUUUAAAUGAAGUCUAAACUAAUCUAGAUAAUCUUGAAGUUAAUAUUUCAUUACCUAAGUUCAAAGUUUCCCCAAGUGAAAGCAUUGAUCUUAGUUAAAUCUUAAAAGAUUUAGGUUUAGUUGAUUGUUUCUCUUAAGGAACUGCUGACUUUUCUAAUAUGGAUCCUUCUAAUACAAUUUAUAUUUCACAAGUAUUCCAUAAAGCUAUGAUUGAAGUUAAUGAAGAAGGUGCUGAGGCUUCUGCUGCUACUAGUGCAGUUAUGAUGAUGAGAUGUAUGCCUGUUACUAUGAAUUUCAUUUGCAAUAAACCUUUCAUUUAUUUUAUAAGUAGCUUAAAUACUCAUAAUGUACUUUUUAUGGGAAAAGUUGUAGAUCCAACCAAAAAUUGAUUAAUAUUAUUUAUUUUUUAUAAAAAAAGUAGUAUAUAAAUUAUUAUUUAAAUAAAUAUC
Messenger RNA from Ichthyophthirius multifiliis, 1842 nucleotides. Its product is annotated as serine protease inhibitor, putative. The record is from RefSeq and is a predicted model, not a curated record. Lineage: Eukaryota; Ciliophora; Oligohymenophorea; Hymenostomatida. Gene Ontology annotation, molecular function: serine-type endopeptidase inhibitor activity; protein binding. The transcript is spliced from 9 exons.